UGGCCUGUAACCGUGGAGACAAGUCUCGAACCAGCUCCAUCCUUUAUCAAUUUUCAGCAUCUUUAGCCAUUAUCAUCUUCAACCUUCCUCCACUCACGAUUCACAAUUAUUCCGAAAACAACACUUUUAUAUAGUAAAUCCCUUACAGCCUCCUCAACCGUAGCCAUCAACCGCGCAGAACAUUGAAUACCCAGGAAAAUAAACCCACAGAACCCCGUCCUCCUUUCAGCCUUAUCAGAAGAUCCUCGAGAUGGAACACCACGGAGACAUACCCUCGCAGUAACGCCUCCAAGAAGACGAACCAGACUGAAAACUAACCCCAGAAAGAACUCCGAUGCGUGAUCCGAUGACCCCUAGCGGUUGUGAAUGAUCUAUUGGAAAGAUUGGCUUUUCUUCAUGGAAACAGUUAAUAAACUACCUUUGCUGAGCAAUAAGGACGGGGAUUAUUCAAGAUUUAGUUGAUACUGUGUGUUCUAGACAUUGUGCAGAGUGUUAGAGUAAGUGAAAAACAUGGGUGAUUUUGUGGAUGAAGUGCAUAAUAGAGAUGGUGGGGUGGUUAGUUCUUCUAAAAGGGAUGUUAUAGCGUUUGAAGGGGAUGCAGAUUUUGAGCCACGCAAUGGCAUUGAAUUUGAAUCGCAUGAGGCAGCAUACACAUUCUAUCAAGAAUAUGCCAAAUCUAUGGGAUUCACCACUUCAAUUAAAAACAGUCGUCGCUCGAAGAAAUCAAAAGAAUUCAUUGAUGCCAAAUUUGCAUGUUCCAGAUAUGGAGUCACUCCAGAAUCAGACAGUGGGAGCAGUCGGCGGCCAAGUGUGAAAAAGACGGAUUGCAAAGCCAGCAUGCAUGUGAAGAGAAGGCUGGAUGGGAAGUGGAUUAUUCAUGAAUUCAUAAAGGAGCACAAUCAUGAGCUUUUACCUGCUCUAGCAUAUCAUUUUCGAAUUCAUAGAAAUGUAAAGUUAGCUGAGAAGAAUAAUAUUGACAUUUUGCAUGCUGUUAGCGAACGAACUAGAAAGAUGUAUGUUGAAAUGUCUAGACAAUCUGGUGGAUAUCAAAAUAUUGGGUUUCUUCAGAGUGACAUGAGUUAUCAGUUUGAUAAAGGCCGGCACUUGAAUUUGGACGAGGGAGAUGCCCAAGUUAUGCUUGAGUACUUUAAGCGUAUUCAAAAGGAGAAUCCCAACUUCUUCUAUGCGAUGGAUUUGAAUGAAGAGCAGCGUUUGAGAAAUCUAUUUUGGGUUGAUGCCAAAAGUAGGCAUGAUUACGUCAGUUUUAACGAUGUUGUUUCUUUUGAUACUUCCUAUAUCAAAAGCAAUGAUAAAUUGUCAUUUGCUCCUUUUGUUGGGGUGAACCAUCACUGUCAGUCCAUGUUGCUUGGAUGUGCAUUGGUUGCAGAUGAGACUACAUCAACAUUUGUUUGGUUAAUGAAAACAUGGCUUAGAGCAAUGGGUAGGCAAGCUCCCAAAGUGAUAAUCACUGAUCAAGACAAAGCCUUGAAGGCAGCCAUUGAGGAAGUCUUUCCAAAUACACGGCAUUGCUUUUCUCUUUGGCAUAUAUUGGAAAAAAUUCCUGAAAGUUUAGCUCAUGUGAUCAAACAGCAUGAGAAUUUUUUGCCAAAAUUCAACAAGUGCAUUCUCAAGUCAUGGACGGACGAACAGUUUGACAUGAGAUGGUGGAAAAUGGUUACUAGAUUUGAACUUCAAGAUGAUGAAUGGAUACAGUCCUUGUAUGAAGAACGAAAAAAGUGGGUGCCUACUUAUAUGGGGGAUACUUUUUUAGCUGGAAUGUCUACACCUCAGCGUUCUGAAAGUAUGAACUCUUUUUUUGACAAGUAUAUUCAUAAGAAAAUUACUCUGAAAGAGUUUGUGAAACAAUAUGGGACAAUUUUACAAAAUAGGUAUGAAGAAGAAGCCAUAGCAGAUUUUGAUACAUGGCACAAACAACCUGCAUUAAAAUCUCCUUCGCCUUGGGAAAAGCAAUUGUCAACAGUUUACACGCAUGCAAUAUUCAAGAAAUUCCAAGUUGAGGUUUUAGGUGUAGUUGGCUGCCAUCCUAAAAAAGAAAGCGAAGAUGGAACAACUACUACAUUUAGAGUUCAAGAUUGUGAGAAGGAUGAAUAUUUUAUGGUAACAUGGAAUGAAUCAAAGUCGGAGGUUUCUUGUUUCUGUCGUUUGUUUGAUUACAAAGGUUUCCUGUGUAGACAUGCAAUGAUUGUUCUCCAAAUUUGUGGUCUUUCAAGCAUUCCACCUCAUUAUAUUUUGAAGAGGUGGACAAAAGAUGCAAAGAGCAGGCACUCAAUGGUUGAAGGAGCAGAAAGGAUACAGACUAGGGUGCAACGUUACAAUGAUUUAUGUAAACAAGCCAUUGAAUUGAGUGAAGAAGGAUCAUUAUCCGAGGAGAGUUAUAGUAUUUCUUUUAGGGCACUAGUAGAAGCUCUGAAGAACUGUGUGAAUGUGAAUAACUCAAACAUCAAUAUUGCAGAAUCCGGUAGCAAUGUUCAUGGUGUUCGUGAAGAAGAGGAGAAUCAACGAAGCCUGAGAGCUAAAACAAGCAAGAAGAAGAGUACAUAUAGGAAAAGAAAGGUACCAUCAGAGCCAGAUGUUAUACUUGUUGAGGCGCAAGACAGCUUGCAACAAAUGGAUAAUCUAACCUCCGAUGGAAUGACCCUUAAUGGAUAUUAUGGCACUCAACAGAAUGUGCAAGGACUGGUGCAGUUGAACUUGAUGGAGCCACCUCAUGAUGGGUACCAUGUUAAUCAACAAGGCAUGCAGGGGCUGGGGCAAUUGAAUUCAAUAGCACCCAGCCAUGAUGGUUUUUUUGGCACUCAACAAAGCAUUCAUGGGCUGGGACAAUUGGAUUUUCGACCUCCAACAAAUUUCACUUAUAUCCUUCAGUAGCAGGAUGAAGCCCAUUUACGAUCCUCGCAGUUGCACAACAGUGCUUCAAGGCAUGCAUGAUGAAGAAACAACGUUGAGUACCUGGAUUCAGUUGCCUCUCUUGGAGGUGGCUAUUAUCAAUGCUAUGUCCAGGAACAGAGUUCCUCCUGGAUAUUGUUAUAUGGGAAGUUAACUUGCAGAAUUUGGGCUGGUUAUAUUAAUCCCCCAGAAAUUAUUUAUGCAUCAUGGCUAUAGCUGUUAUAGCAACACAACUUGAGAGCAGUAGUAAUCCGGAUGAAUUUAAUGGAUCCAUCGCCUAAAGGUACCAAAUGCUCGUAAGAAUUGGAAAUUUAUGCUGUUCGAGGAGAAACAUGCUUCUGACGGGUUAAAUGUAAAACGAUGUCUUCACCGUGUAGACAAUAUUAAGAAUUCAAUUUUUCUUGCACAUUAGAGACAUCAUAAAAUUACUGCAAAACAGCUCUUCCUUUGUAAAUGCUACUUGUAUCAUUAUGUUUGAAAUUGAUUUAGUGGCGUGGGUUUGAUUCU
Alnus glutinosa is the source of this 3414-nucleotide messenger RNA. Its product is annotated as protein FAR-RED IMPAIRED RESPONSE 1. The coding region runs from base 511 to 2889 and encodes 792 amino acids. NCBI's taxonomy places the organism in Eukaryota, Viridiplantae, Streptophyta, Magnoliopsida, Fagales, Betulaceae. The transcript has 8 exons. Gene Ontology annotation, biological process: regulation of DNA-templated transcription. The record is from RefSeq and is a predicted model, not a curated record. Gene Ontology annotation, molecular function: zinc ion binding.